AUGUAUAAACUGGUAUAUAAAACUCGCUUUUUUUCUAAUUAAAUUGAUGAUAAAGGUGCAUCAGGCUUAGGUUCUACUUUAGCAAAUUGCAUUAAUCUCUUAAAUUUGACACUUGACCUUGGUUACAAUUAAAUUGAUGCAAUGGGUGCAUCAGGCUUAGGUUCUGGUUUAGCAAAUUGCAUUAAUCUCUCAAAUUUGACACUUGACCUAAAUUAUAAUUAAAUUGGUGUAAUGGGUGCAUCAGGCUUAGGUUCUGCUUUAGGGAAUUGCAUUAAUCUCUCAAAUUUGACACUUGACCUUGCUUACAAUUAAAUUGGUGCAAUAGGUGCAUAAGGCUUAGGUUCUGCUUUAGCGAAUUGCAUUAAUCUCUCAAAUUUGACACUUAACCUAGCUGCAAAUUAAAUUGGUGCAAUGGGUGCAUCAGGCUUAGGUUUUGCUAUAGCAAAUUGCAUUAAUCUCUCAAAUUUGACACUUUACCUUGCAGGAAAUUAAAUUGGUGAUGAAGGUGUAUCAGGCUUAGGUUCUGCUUUAGCAAAUUGCAUUAAUCUCUCAAAUUUGACACUUGAUCUUGCUUCUAAUUAAAUUGAUGCAAUAGGUGCAUCAGGCUUAGGUUCUGCUUUAGCAAAUUGCAUUAAUCUCUCAAAUUUGACACUUAUUCUUAGUAGAAAUUAAAUUGGUGAUGAAGGUGCAUCAGGCUUAGGUUCUGGUUUAGCAAAUUGCAUUAACCUCUCAAAUUUGAAACUUAACGUUAAUUACAAUUAAAUUGGUGCAAUGGGUGCAUCAGGCUUAGGUUCUGGUUUAGCAAAUUGCAUUAAUCUCUCAAAUUUGACACUUGAACUUUUAUAAAAACAAUUUAAUGUUUUAGGAUUUGCAAAUUAAAUUGGUGCAAUGGGUGCAUCAGGCUUAGGUUCUGCUUUAGCAAAUUGCAUUAAUCUCUCUAAUUUGACACUUAACCUUAAUGAAAAUUCAAUUGGUGCAAUGGGUGCAUCAGGCUUAGGUUCUGGUUUAGCAAAUUGCAUUAAUCUCUCAAAUUUGACACUUACCCUAAAUAAAAAUUAAAUUGGUGAUAAAGGCGCAUCAAGCUUAGGUUCUGGUUUAGCAAAUUGCAUUAAUCUCGCUAAUUUGACACUUGAACUUUAUUCUAAUUAAAUUGGUGCAAUUGGGGCAUCAGGCUUAGGUUCUGGUUUAACAAAUUGCAUUAAUCUCUCAAAUUUGACACUUAACCUUAGUGAAAAUUAAAUUGGUACAAUGGGUGCAUCAGGCUUAGGUUCUAGUUUAGCAAAUUGCAUUAAUCUCUCAAAUUUGACACUUACCCUAAAGUAAAAACAGUUUAUUUGUUUUGGAUUGUGA
Molecule: messenger RNA, 1350 nt
Organism: Tetrahymena thermophila SB210
Lineage: Eukaryota; Ciliophora; Oligohymenophorea; Hymenostomatida; Tetrahymenidae
Product: cyclic nucleotide-binding domain protein
Exons: 15
Biological process (GO): nucleocytoplasmic transport; activation of GTPase activity
Cellular component (GO): nucleus; perinuclear region of cytoplasm; cytosol
Molecular function (GO): small GTPase binding; GTPase activator activity
Source: RefSeq, a predicted model, not a curated record